AUGGCUCAACAGCCCCUUCCCACAUCUAUGCAGCCCACCGACAUCUAUGGAGGAGAUGAGGUUUCUGCCCUCGUUCUCGAUCCUGGAUACUGCUAUACUCGAGCUGGCUUCGCUGGUGAAGAUGUUCCUAAGUCUAUCCUCCCAUCGUUUUACGGUCACACAACCGGCGACAACCCUAAAGACCUAUUUGGCGAUGAGUGCCUCAUCCCUCGUCCCGACUACGAAGUCCGCAACUACAUGAACAAGGAUAGUGUGGUGGAGGACUGGGAUGUUGCUGCUCGAAUUUGGGAGAACAUGCUUGUUAAGCGCUUGCAACCCGAACGACAAACACCUCCCUCCAAGAACGGUCUAAACGACGACCCCAAGGCAGAAGGCCAAGAUGGAGAGGGCGAUGUGACAAUGGACGACGCCGAGGCUGCCGAAUCAGUCGAGAAGCCCUUGGGUGAGAAUCCCCUCCUAAUUACCGAAGCUCCUUGGAAUACACCCAAGGCUCGUGAGAAGGCUAUUGAGAUCAUCAUGGAGAACUGGGGUUGCCCUGCCUUCUGGCUGAGUCGCACUCCUGUAUUGGCAGCAUUCGCCGCUGGCAAGGCUACCUCACUAGUUAUUGACGUGGGCGGUGCCAACACCUCGGUCACAGCUAUUCACGAUGGUAUGGUGCUGAAGCGAUCUAUUCAGAAGUCCCCUGUUGGUGGUAUCUGGCUCUCUUCUCAGAUUCGAAAGCUCUUUGAAACAUCAGAGCCCAAAGUCGACCUGACACCCACAUUCAUGAUUGAGAACAAGACACCUGUCGACGCCCUGGCACCUCCUUCGGUCCGACUACGACACUUCCCUUUCCAGAUCAACGAUUCAUUCCGCGCAUAUGAGGAAGAGCGUGUGUUGACGGAGUUCAAGGAGUCAGUAGUAGAAGUCUGGCGAGGCCCCGGUCGUUACAGUGUUUCCGGCAAUGAGGAUUACGUUAAGACGCAACCCGGCCGGGUAUUUGAAAUGCCUGAUGGUUAUAACCAGAUGUGGCGCGAGCAGCGAUUCCGCGUGACAGAGGGCAUGUUUGAUGAGACGGCCGGAUAUCAUACCUCCGAUUCUGAACAACUUACCAAGGCGCAAACCAUCCCCGAGCUCAUCCGCUCUGCUUUGAGCGCAGUUGACGUCGAUCUUCGGGGCAACCUACUUGCCAACGUCGUCGUAACUGGCAGCACCAGUUUGAUCAACGGAUUCAAUGAUCGUCUGAACAACGAGUUGAUGGCCAUGUAUCCCGGACUCAAGAUCAAGAUUCACGCGGCAGGUCUCACAAGUGAGCGACGCUUCGGCGCCUGGAUCGGCGGUAGCAUUCUCGCUAGUUUGGGCACUUUCCACCAGAUGUGGAUUUCGCGAAAGGAGUAUGAGGAGAAUGGACCUAAUGUGGUUGAGAAGCGAUGCAAGUAA
Messenger RNA from Fusarium redolens, 1419 nucleotides. RefSeq names its product actin family. The transcript has 2 exons. NCBI's taxonomy places the organism in Eukaryota, Fungi, Ascomycota, Sordariomycetes, Hypocreales, Nectriaceae. Gene Ontology annotation, molecular function: chromatin binding. Gene Ontology annotation, biological process: regulation of transcription by RNA polymerase II. The record is from RefSeq and is a predicted model, not a curated record. Gene Ontology annotation, cellular component: SWI/SNF complex; NuA4 histone acetyltransferase complex. Bases 1 to 1419 code for a protein of 472 amino acids.